Messenger RNA from Thermochaetoides thermophila DSM 1495, 1353 nucleotides. RefSeq lists its product as uncharacterized. Bases 1 to 1353 code for a protein of 450 amino acids. The record is from RefSeq and is a predicted model, not a curated record. Gene Ontology annotation, molecular function: ubiquitin binding; phosphatidylinositol binding. NCBI's taxonomy places the organism in Eukaryota, Fungi, Ascomycota, Sordariomycetes, Sordariales, Chaetomiaceae. The transcript has 4 exons.
AUGGGAAGUUUCAGCAUGAACAAGGUGCUGGGCACCUUGAAGAAGCGACCGACUGCUGGGAGUAAAGCAAUUUUGCAUGUCUGUGGGAAGCGCUUCGGUACCUGCAUUGCGCAGGGUGAUGAUGUCGUCUUCUUACCCUCGAUAGUUGAGAGUGCUGUUGCGUCUCCUGCUGCCGCCGCUGAGUGUGCCCGUCGGAUCAGGAAAUAUAUGAGUAAAGAUUAUUGGACGAAGCCAGCAUGCCAGUAUAACGCAAUCAUGCUUGCCCGGAUCCUGGCCAACAACCCUGGGCCCGGCUUCACGAGAUUCUUGGACAAAAAAUUCAUUGAAGCGACAAAGGAGCUUCUAAGGUCCUGCAGGGAUGCGAGCGUUUUGCAAAUGCUUAUGGAGACACUGGAUGCCUUCGAACAUGAGAAGUACGGAGACGAAAACCUCAGGCCGUUGAUCGAAAUGUGGAAAAAAGAAAAGGAGAAAGCCCGUCAGGCCUAUGGAGGUGUCGUACUUGUUCCUCCCCCACCUCCGGUCAACCCCCAACCUCCCCACGGCUACCACCGGCACGGUUCUCACAGCAAGCGGCUGCCCGAUCCAGUUGAGCUCGCAAGUAGACUAGAAGAAGCUCGUACAUCAGCGAAGCUGUUAGAGCAGGUUAUUGCUUGCACUCCAUCCAACGAGAUUCUCUCGAAUGACUUAAUCAAGGAAUUUGCCGGACGGUGUACAAGAGCAUCACGAAGUAUUCAAGGGUACAUGACUGCUCAGAACCCUGCUCCAGAUGUUGACACCAUGGAAAGUUUGAUCGACACAAACGAGCAGCUCCAGAAGGCACUGAACCUUCAUCAUCGGGCUAUUCUCCGAGCAAAAAAGCAACUGACUGAGAGCCAAACCCAAGGAACCUCUAAUCUUGCUGUCCCCGGCAGUAGCAGUGGAAGCAGUCCCAAUCCUCAGCUACAAACACAAUCACAACAGCCGUCAAGUCCAACUUCCCGCCUUCUCGCUAUUCUCCCAAGCCGUAUGCCCGUUUCGACGAGCAGGGGCAGUGAGAUCCAGAAGAGCAAGUCUCGCAACCAUGACGAAUACGUUCCCGACUCUGCUAUGUCAGGAGCGCGUCACAGUGUCACCAACGACGAUGAUAACCUGCAAAACCCUUUCCGUGAUCCCGACCCCGAGGUUUCUUGCACAGUCGGAAGGUCGAUGCGCUUCCCAGAUGAACCUUUCCACCCUGGCUUUGGGCAUAAUAGUGGCGGUAAUCGGGCGACAGCAGCCGCUGGCCAGCAAAGACCAUCCACACCUGUCUACAAUCGCGAUGAUGAUGGCUCAGACCUAUACUCUGCAACACCCCCGAGGAAGCGUAGUGGCUGA